UUACUCUCCCAUCUGUAUAGUUAGUAUCGACGUUAAAGGUCUGCUGAGAUAUAAGCGUAUCGUAUCGCGUGGGGUCAUCUUGAGGUCGAAAUUUUUUAUUUUCAACCGACAGCACAAUAGCAGAAUGUAUCCGCACCCGGAAUUGAAUAGCUUUCUUCAAGGAUUCGACGCGCGCGUGCCGAAAAAAGUCCUCGAUCGCAUGGUCGACAAAGCUAAGCUCGAUAAAAAUGCUCAUUACGGGCCCAGAUCGACGAUUCCGAGGUUGGCUUCUACGCAGCCGCAGUGUUUCGCUCCCAACGUCGACUUGACUCGGGCGAAGUGUGCUUUCGGCUCGUUCGCCAUAUCCAAACUGAAAAAGGAACUGCACAGCCAUGACCCUUUGAUAGUGCGACAGGCGGUGACCACCUUGGGAGACCUUCUGGUAAAUCCCGAGAAAUUGAUAGAAGCUGUGAAACUCAACAUAGUAGACAGGCUCUCGGACCUUUUAAUUUCGGAGGAUCCUUAUCUGAGAGAACGAGUCGCUCUGGUUUUCACGACCAUCGCGAACCAGUCCGCGGGAAGAGAGUCGAUUUUGAAGAACCUCGGCGUCGUGGCGAAUUUGUCGAAGGGACUGAACGAUUGCCUGGCUGCUGUUCGGCUGAAGGUGGCUCUGGUCUUGGAAUCGCUUGCUCGGGACUACUGCGCCGCCGAUAUGCUGUGCAACUGCGGCUUCGUGGAAUCCGUAGCUGCGAAGCUCGACGGGGAGAGGAACGACAUACUGGUCGUCCGUCUGGAAAUCCUGAGGUUCCUCCUCUACCGCGACGUAAAGGUCCGAGCGAUCGAGGCAGGGGUCUUCGAGAAGCUAACGACACUACUCGAUCGAAAGAACGAACGUGUCAUCCUCAGCGUUCUAUCAUGUCUGUCAGUCCUCUGUGAGGACGUCAGGGGCAAACGAAGGGCCAUCGAAGUGGAUCUGCUGAGCUGCUUGAAAAUCUUCGUAGAGGACGAAAGGGAGUCGGUGAGCGCGGAAGCCUGUCGUCUCGUAUCGUUCGUUACCACGACGACGCCGGGAAAGUUGCGAGUUUUGGAACUGGGGAUGUUGCCGUCGCUCCUGAGACUCGCGACGGACAAGCACCGUUGUCGGUCUAGUGCUCUUCUCCUCGCGAUUAUGAAGGCUCUGACUAACGUUGCGGAGGCGCCGAAAGCUCGAGCCAUCCUCCUGAGGAACAUCGAGAUUAUCGAGGCUAUCAACGUCGGCUGCAGUGAGGUCCAGCAGCACCACAAGCAGACUCUGCUGGACGUAAUUCUCUGGAAGCCUUAGAAGAGCUCCUCUCUGUAUGCGGAAUCGAUCUGCCUUGUACUAACUCCUCGCGAAAUAAACCAGUUUUAAAAGCCAA
Messenger RNA from Nasonia vitripennis (jewel wasp), 1376 nucleotides. RefSeq names its product radial spoke head 14 homolog. The transcript has 8 exons. Bases 125 to 1300 code for a protein of 391 amino acids. NCBI's taxonomy places the organism in Eukaryota, Metazoa, Arthropoda, Insecta, Hymenoptera, Pteromalidae. The record is from RefSeq and is a predicted model, not a curated record. Gene Ontology annotation, molecular function: protein binding.